Erythranthe guttata (spotted monkey flower) is the source of this 3023-nucleotide messenger RNA. The record is from RefSeq and is a predicted model, not a curated record. NCBI's taxonomy places the organism in Eukaryota, Viridiplantae, Streptophyta, Magnoliopsida, Lamiales, Phrymaceae.
UAUAUAUAUAUAUAUAUAUAUAUAUUAUUAAAAAAAUCUCAAAAUUGUACCAAGGUUCUUGCAUGUGAUGCACCAUAAUAUAGCUUGUACUAUCAACGUAAGCACUAUAAUAAUGAUGCAAGAUUAGGAGAGAACGAAUGCAUAUAAUCUGUAUUAAUUAUUAAAGUAGUAGAAUAAUACAUUCACACGUAAUAAUUUCUAGAAGGCUCCAUACAUGUGAAUGUGUUGAUGACUUUCGUCUUCCCAUUUGUUGCCUAAUAUGGGAAAUUUUCUGAAAUAAAAACACUUUCUAUUAGUCUUGGUCUCCCUAAUUCCAGGUCAUUUCUAAUGAUUCCUCCAUCCUUUCCUUGUAUCUAUCAUAAAUAUAUAUUAUUACACGCUUUAAUUGUUAUCUUGAGCCGCCUGGAUUAUUUUAAUUGUUAUCUUGAGCCGCCGGGUCCAUCUCAACACAGUCAAAAAACACCAUGUAAACACCAUACUUGAUAUUUAAAAAAUCACGCACCAUUUAAAAAGCUUACCACUAGCUGCUGAACCUGGAAAUGAAUUCUGGAUCUCCAAAAAUGAGAAGCUCCAUUCUUGAAUCUCUUCAUCUUUCCUUGUUGUUCCUCCUUUUAUCCUCUUCUUUCCCCGUUGCAAUUUCAAGAUCUCGGUCUUCUUUAAAGAUCGGCGAUUCUAUAUCCGUCGGAAAAGAAUCGGAGUUUCUCAUCUCUCCCGACAAUUCAUUCACAUGCGGCUUCUACAGCCUUGGAACCAAUGCAAACUGGUUCGGUAUAUGGUUCGCUAACACCGGGGCCCGCCACACGGUGGUUUGGACGGCUAACCGUAACCGCCCCGUCAACGUCAAGGGCUCGAAAGCAACACUCCGUCGAGACGGCACAAUGGUGCUCACAGACGUGGACGAAGCCAUUGUGUGGCAGACGAACACUGUUUCUACUGACGUGGCGGCAGCCGAGCUUCUCGACUCGGGAAACCUCGUCUUGAAGAACCCACUUGGCGAAAUUCUCUGGCAAAGCUUCGAUUUUCCUACGGACACUCUUUUGCCUACUCAACUGCUGACCAAGAAUACCAGGUUGACAUCUGCAUUAAGCAUGGACAAUUGUGGAUCGGGCUACUUUAAUUUGUACUACGGUAGUGACAAUGUUCUGAGGUUGAUAUCCGAUAGCCCCGAUACAUCCACAAUCUACUGGCCGAAUCCCGAUCUUAGUACAUACUCAAAUGGCAGAACAAACUAUAACAGUAGCAGAAUAGCGGUUCUUGAUCGAAAGGGCAGGUUUCUUUCAAGUGAUCUAUUGCAAUUCAACGCUUCCGAUAUGGGGUACGGAAUAAAGAGGAGGCUGACAAUAGACUACGACGGCAAUCUCAGAGUGUACAGUUUGGAUAAUUCGACAUCACUUUGGGCUAUUACAUGGCAAGCUCUUAUACAACCUUGUAACGUUAAAAGUAUUUGUGGAAGAAACUCGAUAUGCGUUUACUCACCCGAGAUAAAGUGCACUUGUCCGCCUGGAUUCAAGGUGAAAGAUCCAAGUGAUUGGAACUCGGGAUGCAAGGCCAUGUUCGAUGAAACUCUCUUGAAUUCAGAGAAAGUCAAAUUCUUGGAGAUCCAUCAUACAGAUUUCUACGGAUUUGAUCUGAAUUGGACUCCUCUUCUGACAUUCGAAACCUGCAGAGAUACGUGUGUGAAAGAUUAUCGUUGUCAGGCAUUCAGCUACAGGCUACUAGGAAACGGGUAUUGUUACACAAAGAGUGCACUUCUCAAUGGCUACACCUCACCGGACUUCCCAGGUAGCAUCUACAUCAAGAUUCCCGCUAGUGUGGAUCCAUCAAAGCCUGAUAUAUUCAAUCCCAGUAGCUCGAAUUGUGCAUUGACUGCAGCGGAGAUUCUCGUUGGCUCCCCCUCGAUGUACGAUUUCAACAGUAAGAGGGUGAGAUGGGCUUAUGUAUACUCUUUCGCUGCAGCUUUGGGAGUGAUUGAGGCUACGUUUGUGCUCAUAGGGUGGUGGUUCUUGUUCAGAAAGCACGGUGUUCCGGCAUCGGUAGAGGCAGGAUACCAAAUGAUAUCGAGCCAGUUCAGGCGGUACAGUUACUCGGAGAUAAAGAAAGCCACCGGAAACUUCAAGGAGGAGUUAGGCAGAGGAGGCUCCGGCGUGGUGUAUAGAGGGGUUUUGUCGGACGAAAGAGUUGUGGCGGUUAAGAGAUUGGGAGAUGCUUAUCAGGCGCAAGAAGAGUACUUUGCGGAGAUCAGUACUCUCGGGAAGAUCAAUCACAUGAAUCUUGUUAGAAUAUGGGGGUUUUGUUCGGACAGAAGGCACAGGCUGCUUGUGUAUGAAUACAUCGACAACCUGUCGUUGGACAAGCAUAUCUUCGGCGGCGGCAGCCAUCUCGGUUGGAAACAGAGGUACGCGGUGGCGGUGGGGACGGCCAAGGGUUUGGCGUAUCUACACCAUGAGUGUUUGGAAUGGGUAAUCCACUGUGAUGUGAAGCCGGAGAAUAUACUUCUGGACAGUGAUUUUCAGCCGAAGAUUGCUGAUUUCGGGUUGGCGAAUCUGUCGCAGAGAGAAGGGCCAGGUUCGGAGUUUACUAGGGUUCGUGGGACGAAGGGGUAUAUGGCGCCGGAAUGGGCGUUGAAUCAUCCAAUUACGGCGAAAGUUGAUGUGUUUGGGUAUGGGGUGGUGAUUUUGGAAAUGGUAAGGGGGUUGAGAUUGUACGAUUGGGUGGCGGAGGACGGCGAUGGUGAUGAGGCUGCGGUGGCGAAUUUUUGCAGGAAAACAAAGGAGAGGAUGAAUAAUGGGGAUUCGGCCUGGGUGGAAGGUGUUGUGGACUCGCGAUUGGAGGGGAGAUUUAGUAGAAACCAGGCGGCGGCGUUGAUUCUGACGGGGGUUUGUUGUGUGGAGGAAGAUAGAAACAAGCGGCCGACGAUGGCGUCUGUUGUGCAGACGUUGUUGGAAUGUGAAGACGAAGACGAACACGAAGCUUGAGUUUUUUUAUUUAAUUUAGAAAAAAAAAAAUAAUGUGGGAAAAUAAAU